Aureobasidium namibiae CBS 147.97 is the source of this 2205-nucleotide messenger RNA. Its product is annotated as DNA mismatch repair protein MutL. The transcript is spliced from 3 exons. The record is from RefSeq and is a predicted model, not a curated record. Gene Ontology annotation, biological process: mismatch repair. Gene Ontology annotation, molecular function: ATP hydrolysis activity; ATP-dependent DNA damage sensor activity; ATP binding. Gene Ontology annotation, cellular component: MutLalpha complex. Lineage: Eukaryota; Fungi; Ascomycota; Dothideomycetes; Dothideales; Saccotheciaceae. Bases 1 to 2205 code for a protein of 734 amino acids.
AUGACUGGUCGCAGUCCGUCUCCAUCUCGCGGGUUGAAAAGAACUGCAGACGAAGCUUUCAACAGAGCGCCGCCACCCAUUCGUGCUCUCCAUCAGGAUGUUGUCAACAAGAUCGCUGCUGGAGAAAUCAUUGUCUCGCCCUGGAACGCAUUGAAAGAACUUAUCGAAAAUGCUGUCGAUGCUGGAGCGACCACGCUUGAAAUUCUGGUCAAGGAUGGUGGGCUGAAGUUGCUGCAGAUCAGUGACAACGGCCAUGGUAUAAACAAAGCCGACUUGCCUCUUCUGUGCCAACGGCAUACUACCUCUAAGAUCAAGGAGUUCGAGGAUCUCACUUCGAUUGGCACAUAUGGAUUCCGUGGCGAAGCUCUUGCAAGUAUCAGUCACAUCGCUCAUCUGACAGUCACUACGAAAACACGGGAGUCAAGUUGCGCAUGGAAAGCCUACUACACAAACGAAAACCUCACUCCAAUAAAGCCUGGACAGACUGCAGACCCCAAGGCCACUGCUGGCAAACAAGGAACUCAGAUCACCGUCGAGGAUCUCUUCUACAACGUACCAACUCGUAGACGAGCAUUCCGUUCCAGCAGCGAAGAGUAUGCUAAGAUUCUGGAUAUCAUCGGCAAAUAUUCAGUCCACUGCAAAGGUGUCGCAUUUUGCUGCAAGAAAUAUGGCGAGGCUGGAACAAGUCUCAAUGUGCAAAGCCACCUUAGCAUGGUUGACCGCAUCCGUACUGUGUUCAACAGUGCAGUGGCGAAUGAUCUGAUCCCAUUCGAGGUCGCUAACGAUCGCUGGGGAUUCAGGGCAGAUGGUCUAAUCAGCAGUGCCAACUAUUCAGCAAAGAAGUCUACUUUCUUGCUAUUCAUCAACCACCGCUCAGUCGAAUCAACAGCAAUACGCAAAGGCAUUGAGGGGGUUUACACACAAUUCUUGCCAAAGGGAGCCAAGCCGUUCGUCUACCUAAGUCUUGACAUUGAUCCCGCCAGAGUUGACGUCAAUGUUCACCCCACCAAGCGUGAAGUUGGGUUCCUGAACGAGGACGAAAUUAUCGAGAUAAUCAAAGACGAGAUCGCUACCAGACUAGGUGCAGUUGACACGAGUCGCACAUUCAUGACACAGUCAUUGCUGGGUCCGAAGAAGACGACAACGCCCAUGACACCAUCAGCUCCAAUUCAGCACGAGCUGUCGUUCUCUACUCCACUGCUCCAACACCAAGAUAGCACAGGCUCUGUUGCAUCCACAACCCCAAGAACGGCAUCAAAGCCGUAUGAGAACAGCCUCGUGAGAACUGACUCACGUAUUCGCAAAAUCACCUCCAUGCUCCCUCCAACCUUGACUUCCUCACCGAGCAAAGGCAGUAGAGCGGAAGGACAUGAAGGCCCCACUGAAGAAGCAGAGUACGAGUUUGUCGAAAAACAACCGACCACGAUUCGACUCACCUCGAUCAAGGACCUCCGUACUGCCGUGCGAGACGAAACCCAUAAUACUCUGGACGACACAUUUAGAGAUCUUACCUUCGUGGGCAUCGUAGACACCUCCAAGAGGAUUGCAGCAAUUCAAUCAGGGGUCAAGCUUUUCCUAGUCGAUUACGGCAUGAUCGGCGCCGAAUUCUUCUACCAAAUCGGCCUAUCAGACUUCAGCAACUUCGGCACCAUCAAAUUCAAACAGCCCUUGAGCGUUGCAGAUCUCUUACGCAUAGGAGCAGAGUACGAGCGCUCCCGCACACCCAUCGACGAACAAGAGUUAGACUGGAACGAGGUUGUGCAAGUGACUCUUGAUCAACUAGUGCAGAGUCGAGGCAUGCUCAAUGAGUACUUUGCCCUCGACAUCUCAGAGGACGGCGAAUUGCUCAGUAUUCCUCUGAUGCUCAAGGGAUAUAUGCCUUGUCUCGCUAAGCUGCCUACCUUCCUGCUGCGUCUGGGCCCUCAUGUCAAUUGGGAUGAUGAGAAGGAUUGCUUUGAUAGCUUUCUUCGCGAGCUGGCAUCCUUCUAUUCUCCCGAGGCUUUGCCGGUGGCAGCAGUGACUGCGACGGCAUCUCAAGGUGCACAGGAAGAAGUGAGCAGACGUCGCGUCCAACUCGAGAGAUCAAUCGAGAAUGUCAUGUUUCCUGCCUUCCGGACAAGGCUGGUUGCAACGAAAAGUCUCAGGAAAGCUGUCGUUGAGGUGGCAGAUCUCAAGGGACUGUACCGUGUGUUUGAGAGAUGUUGA